AUUUUGAAAAAUGCCAAGUUCACUAACUCGCCGGCAGCUUACAGCGUGAGUCUGCUCCAGGCCAAACAUUGGCGCAUGGUGGAGUCGUCAGCAGGUGCGCCCCCCGGGGGCUGGAUUAGUGCGUAAUCUCUCUAAUACCAACACACGCCGGUGCAGGUAUACGUUUCUCUUGUCCGAGACAUUUCAAUUUUUCUGGAUCUGCAGUUCCUCCUAUGGUUUCUGGAUCUGCAGUUCAUCCUAUGUUUUCUGGAUCUGCAGUUCCUCCUAUGGUUUCGAUACAUAUGUUGGAUCAGAGCGUGGAAGAUUUUUUAAAACUGUGUAGUAGAAUAUUUACAGAUAUUUUCUAGCGGCUCAUAUUUUGAAUCUCACCUGUUGGCUUAGGUGCUUAACGUGGGCUUUCAUUUCAUGGUUCGUUGAUAAGGUGAGUUUUUUUGUUUUUGUUUGUUUUCUUUGGAUGGAGUGUGGUGAAAUAAGAAAAUAGAUGAAUGCUAAUACUGACUGGCUAAAAAACAUUUUUGCCAAGAAAUCAAACAUUUAAUGUUGAUGUAGUCUAAGCUUACCUGAUGAAUCUUUUAAGACCAUGAAUACAUAUUGGCACGAGUAUUAAAAAAUAUGCUAAUUUUGUAAUAAUCAUGUUGCUUAGUUGUUUGGCCAAAAUAAUGUGUACAUUGGCUUUGUUUCCUACUCGGGACAUUGUCUCAUAAUGUGUACAUUGGCUUUGUUUACUACUAUAACAUUGAAUAACAUCGUCAUCUAAUGUGUAAAUUGGCUUUGUUUACUACUAUAACAUCGUCAGAUAAUGUGUACAUUGGAUUUGUUUAAUACUAUGACAUCGUCAGAUAAUGUGUACAUUGGCUUUGUUUACUACUCUGACAUCGUCAGAUAAUGUGUACAUUGGCUUUGUUUACUACUAUGACAUCGUCAGAUAAUGUGUACAUGGGCUUUGUUUACUACUAUGACAUCGUCAGAUAAUGUAUACAUUGGCUUUCUUUCCUACUAUGACAUCAUCAGAUAAUGUGUACCUUGGCUUUGUUUCCAACUAUGACAUCAUCAGAUAAUGUGUACGUUGGCUUUGUUUCCGACUCAGAACAUCGUCUGCUCAGUUAUGUUUUUAACAGGGGUUCUUAACCAGGGGUGCAAGCAACAUCUAGGGGGUGAGGGGCGUGCCAGGGGGUGCGGCAAUAGCCAGAAAAUCAGUUUGUUUGACAUACUUAUUAGGAUUUUCUUUUAAUCGCGGGAGGAUGAGGGAAAUAUGUCUGGAUAUUGAGGUGGGUGUGCAGGAAAUGUUUGGAAAUCAAGGAGUGCUGCGCUAAAAAAAAAUGUUAAAAAACCCUGGCUUGGAAGAAUAACGUUAAGACAAAGAGGCAUAUACAAAGCAAAGGAUUGAUAGGUCCGAGAUGGUUUUGGAUGCGUCGGACAAUACAAAGACAUGUUUUCCCAUAAAUCAGAAUGUACAUUGUGGCGUGGCAGACUAUACAGCAAGUCCUACACCCUACCUGACCGCCGUUAAACAAUAGCCCUACAGACAGUCCUACAGACAGUCCUGUUUACAGUCCUACAGACAGUCCUACAGAUAGUCUUACAGAAAGUCCUACAGAUAGUCCUACAGAAAGUCCUACAGAUAGUCCAGUUUACAGUGCUACAGAUAGUCCUGUUUACAGUCCUACAGACAGUCCUACAGAUAGCCAUGUUUACAGUCCUACAGACAGUCCUACAGAUAGUCUUUUUUACAGUCCUACAGAUAGUCCUUACCUUACCCGUGGUUCUUUAGUGAUCAAUAUAAUAGUCGCUUCCGAAGAAAUGCAACCUUUUCACCUCAGUUCAAUCGGCACGCUAGCUGCUUGACAGCUUUUAUUUUUUUCAGUCAGUACCAUUGAUAUAAAAUUUGUUGAAUAUGGGAGGGCCGGUUGUGAAAAGGAAGCAGCCACAACAGAGGCAAAAUAUAUACAAGAGAUGUUCUAUUUUCUGUAUAUAAAAGGGUAAGCAAUUAAAUGAGCUUUCCAUGAGGUGCGAAUAGCUUCAAAUCCUGUUAUAUACCUACGCACUCCGAAGUUAACUAAAUCCUUCUCGCUGACGGCAUGGGGCGCCAUGUGCACUGGUAGCAUCAAGAUCAUUGAGGGCGCUCGGGGCACUAAAGACUCUAGGAGCACAUGGAUCAUUGAGGGCAUGGGCGUAAUGGAAGCAUGGGCGUAAUGGAAGCAUGGGCGUAAUGGAAGCAUGGGCGUAAUGGAAGCAUGGGCGUAAUGGAAGCAUGGGCGUAAUGGAAGCAUGGGCGUAAUGGAAGCAUGGGCGUAAUGGAAGGAUGGGCGUAAUGGAAGCAUGGGCGUAAUGGAAGCAUUGGGACAAAUAUUGGGACUUGCUGGCUGAUUUUCUCAAUUUGGACGUAGCGUUGUUGUUUUUUUCGUUUUUGUGUUGUUAUUUUUGAAACCAUCUUUCUCCCCCAGGCUUCUCACGCACUGAUCAAACAUUCACUUUGCUGUCGGCUAGACUUCACAAAGCUCAAACGAGUCUUAUGUCAGUGCAGAGUGAGUCUAAAAGGACCCGGGUCCGAAUAGCGUCGAUGCGUUUCCGGUUCCAGUUUGACUAAAUGCUAUUCGAAUGUCAUUAAUUGUGGUAGUUUAUUUUAGUUAAACUGAAGAAGUAAGUAGACAAACAUGUAGCCCAUUCAGUUAUCUUUCAUUUGAUACCAAGUUUUGUCUCACAAAUCCUACACUAAUUUUUACAUAUUUUUUAACAAACCCAAACUCUCACUUCUCGGACCCGGGUCCGAAUAGCCGCAGCCUUUAAUUAUUGUUUAAAAAUAUUUAACAGCCACUCCCUCUCUCUCUCUCUUUCUCUCCAUCAUUCUCUCUCUCUUUCUCUCUCUCCCUCUUUCUCUCUCUCUCUUUCUCUCUCUCUCUUUGUCUCUCUCACUCUACAUCAAUUCUCUAUCUACAUAAUUCUUUAUGUUCAUCAAUUCUCUAGCAAAUUAUCUACAUCAUUCACUAUCUAACAAUCGACAUCAAUUCUCGUUCUACAUCAGUAGUCUUUCUAUAUCAAGUCUCUAUCUACAUCUACGUCAUCUAAUUCAGUCUUCUAUUUACAUCAAUUCUCAAAUACGUCAUCUACAUCAAUUAUCUCUCCAUAGCAUUUCUCUAUCUACAUCCAAGUCAUCUACCUCAAUUCUCUAUCGACUUCAAUUAUAUAUGUACAUUAACGUCCUCCACAGCAAUUCUCUAUCUAUAUCAAUUCUCUAUGUACAUCAAUUCUCUUUGUACAUCACUUCUCUAUGUGCAUCACUUCUCUAUGUACAUCAAUUAUCUAUGUACAUCACUUCUCUGUGAACAUCAAUUCUCUAUGUACAUCACUUCUCUAUGUACAUCAAUUCUCUAUGUAAUCACUUCUCUAUGUACAUCAAUUCUCUAUGUACAUCACUUCUCUAUGUACAUCAAUUCUCUAUGUACAUCACUUCUCUAUGUACAUCAAUUCUCUAUGUACAUCACAACUCUAUGUACAUCAAUUCUCUAUGUACAUCAAUUCGCUAUUUACAUCAUUUUUUUUAUGUCCAUCAAUUCGCUAUGUACAUCAAUUCUCUAUGUACAUCAAUUCUCUAUGUACAUCAAUUCUCUAUGUACAUCAAUACAUUUUUUGUGAAAAACAUUUAGUUUUUUCUGCUUUGUUUCGGGUUGUUUGUAUUUCCCUUGCCUUUUCAUUUCUUUGUUAGAUUUGUAAUGGCUUGGGGUUUCUGGGAGAUCUUUUUUUUUUUAAAUACCGCCAUGUUUUCGGAACAUUGCCAGGAUGAUUUUUUUUGUUUUAAAUGUUUAGCCAUCCAUUGUGCCACAUGUACGUCGAAACGCUUACUUUGUUGAGAGAUGUUUUCAAGGGGGAAGAGGGGGGGGGAGGGGGUGAAAGAUUCACUUUUAUUUUGAAGCGAUUGUUGGAAUAAAUAUGGUUGAGGAUAUUAUGGCUGAUCAUAUUAUGGUUGGUGAUGUUAUAGUAUAGCCAUCCAUUGUGCCACAUGUACGUCGAAACGCUUACUUUGUUGAGAGAUGUUUUCAAGGGGGAAGAGGGGGGGGAGGGGGUGAAAGAUUCACUUUUAUUUUGAAGCGAUUGUUGGAAUAAAUAUGGUUGAGGAUAUUAUGGCUGAUCAUAUUAUGGUUGGUGAUGUUAUAGUUGGUGAUAUAAUUGUUGAGAAAGUUAUGUUUGAGGAUUUUAUGGUUGAGGAUAUUUUUUGCUUGUUGUCUAUUUCGAUAUUUUCAUGAGGUUUUGUUGAUUUUUUACUUGUAUUUAUUUAUUUAUUCUUGUGUUUUUUGGGAUACAUACCAAAUCGCAAAAGAAAUAUUUGUGUGGCUAUUUUGAUUUCAACUUUUUCUUGUGAUGUUUGUGGAAAUUAUUAUUUGAAAGAAAGUUAUUGAAGAAGGGGCGCUGCAAAGUGAAGUCUUAAUCAAAAAAAAUACAAUUUAUUUUAAUGUAUCCACAUGGAUGCCUUGUGAAUUUUAAUGGAUAUCUAUACAAUUUCAAAACCUUAUUUAAUUUGCCAAGAAAAUCCACGAUUACGGAUGGAAGUAAAAGUUAUGGUAGUACAAAGUUUUAUUGGUCUGCAAAGGCUGUGAAGAAAUGUAGAGCUCUGUAACAGGUAGCUGGAUGAUUGCUUACAUGUUAGUGGGGGAAAGAGCGAAGUGGCUUAGCCAUAUGCAGGAACAGUGGGUUUGAGACUAGAGGAAUGGGAGAAGAGACAGGAGUAGUGGACUAUAGCAACGGUUCUCAGCGUGUGGGUCACGACCACCUCGGGAUCGCAUGACAUUUCUCCAGGGUCAUGUUGAAAAACGGCUUUGUUGUCAAAUGAUUAUGCUUUAAAUAUGCAAAUAAUAUGCAUAUAAAAGAUAAUUAUUUUUUUAAAAAAAACAUUAUCAAACUUCCUUCCAGACAUAAAUACAGUCAACAUCACCGGUGCCACCACCACCCACCCCCCAACCCUUUAAAAAACAACAACUUGUCAACACAUUUGUUCAAGUCUAGUCAUAAUCCUGGUUGUGGAUCGCCGAUUUUUUGGGGGUAAUUUUACCAAGGGUUUACGGUACUCAUGAUUAUUAUGAUAUGAUGCUCUAAGGUUCGAUUUCAUCAAAAUGAAGAGAGAGGUGGUUGUGUUUAAAGCUGAUUGAUGUUUCCCACUGGUGGUCGCCAUGUCUGGGUUUGACAUCAAUUCAUUUUGAAGAGGUCAUCAGACAAGAUUUUUUGGGUCUUAGUCUAUGGGGGGGGGGGGGGCAGGGCGGUAGGCAGGGUGUGUGGUGGGGGGGGGCCGUCCGCCCCCCCCCCCCCUCGCACUUUUUAUUUUAAUGGAGGGGUAGCAUUUUUUUUUCCGAGGAAGUCGCACUAAGCACUUGGUGGGUCAGGCCUCUGGUGAAUGAAUGGGUGUGUAGGUGGGGCAUAGGGUGGGCGGGUGGUGGGGCCUGUGGGUGGUGAAUGAAUGGGUGUGUAGGUCAGACUUUGGGUGGUGGGGCAAUUGAUUGGUGGGUGGGUGGUGGGGCAAAUGAUUGGUGGGUGGGUGGUGGGACAAAUGAUUGGUGGGUGGGUGGUGGGGCAAAAGAUUGGUGGGUGGGUGGUGGGACAAAUGAUUGGUGGGUGGGUGGUGGGGCAAAUGAUUGGUGGGUGUGUGGUGGGGCAAAUGAAUGGUGGGUUGGUGGCGGAGCAAACUCCUGUGUGAAAGAAAGAGCAUAUAAAGCAUUUGUCCGUCCGGUUUUAGAUUAUGCAUCUUCAGUCUGGGUCCCAUUUACACAGAAGAGCAUUGACAGGUUGGAGGCGGUCCAGCGACGAGCACCACGCUUUGUCCUAAANUGGUCACCAUUGGAGAAACGACGAUGACAAUCCAGGCUCUCCAUGAUGUACAAGAUAAAUAAUGGGCUGGUCCACUGUUCCAGUAUUAAACAGAAACUCGUCCCUCUCCCCCAUAGACAGCGACGAGGCCAUGACAGGCAAUUCAGGCUCAUACCAGCAAGAAGCCAGUAUAGGAGCUGCUCAUUCCUGUUCUCUCAUAUACUAUAUUUGCUACAGUUUAAGUUCUCUCAUGGACUAUUUUUGCUAUAGUUAAGGUUCUCUCAUAGACCAUAUUUGAUAUAGUUUAGGUUAUCUCAUAGACUAUAUUUGCUAUAGUUAAGGUUCUCUCAUAGACCAUAUUUGCUAUAGUUUAGGUUAUGUCAUAGACCAUAUUUGCUAUAGUUUAUGUUCUCUCAUAGACUAUAUUUGCUAAAGUUAAUGUUCUCUCAUAGACAUAUGUGCUAUAGUUUAGGUUCUCUCAUAGACUAUAUUUGCUAUAGUUUAGGUUCUCUCAUAGACUAUUUUUGCUAUAGUUUAGGUUCUCUCAUAGACCAUAUUUGCUAUAGUUUAGGUUCUCUCAUAGACCAUAUUUGCUAUAGUUUAGGUUCUCUCAUAGACCAUAUUUGCUAUAGUUAAGGUUCUCUCAUGGACCAUAAUUCUAACUUGUGACUUUAUUCUUGGUAUCUCCCUCUCACCUCCCCUCCCACUUGAGGCACUGGCUUUUCAUUUUAUUUAUAAAACUAAUUAUCUUGAAACAAUUGUUUACAUUUGGCCUCUCCUAUAAUAGCAUAAUAUGUCUGGAAACAAAAUGCCGGACAGGUGGCUUAGUUCCCGGUGGUGUAGUUCCCUGUGCUGUAGUUCCCUGUAGGGUAGUUUUCUGCUCCCUGUGGUAAGUAGAACGGUUCCAAGUGAGAAUUUAGCUUGAGAUUUAAUUUUACGUUGAGAAUUCGAACCCUGAUAUUAGCGUUGGAUUCCACUGGCCCAGGUUCUUAAUACCAUCGCUGAGUAAGUAGCCCUUGUAACCGUGCACAGUUGCAUCGCGAGCCCCUCUGAAACAUAGGAGCCAGAAUGAUCAAUACAUUGAUCGUGGCCCUCAAAAUAUAGAAGAAGACGAAGAAGAAGAAAACCCGUGCUUACAUUUUAUAACUUUUGAAAUAUUUAUCAUUGUCAUGCGUACUUUUAUUAUUACUGUUAUUAUCACCAUCAUCAUUAUUAUUAUAUUUUUGUUAUUUUCUAGAAGAAGAGGUCUACGCUAACAAUAAAUACUCGUUUAGUGUAUUUUAUAAAGUUUAAAAAUUUGAUAUUUUAAUCAUUAUUAUGUUAUGUAUUUAUUUAUUAAUAUAGUUUAAAAAUAGUUUUUAAAAAAAAAUACUUUGCUGUUUUUGCAAACAGGUUAAAUAUUCCUUACAUGUUUGGCAAGGAUUUUAGUUAACUUAAGGCAUUUUUUAAGUUUUUUUUAAAGGAUAUUUUCGUGCAUUUAUGAAAUUGUUAAAGUCAUGGACACGUGUUCAUACAUAAGUCAUUUAGCUUUAAGCGAUAAGUUAUAGUGUCAUUGUUGUUAAAAUUUCCAGGGCCUCAUCUCGGCAAAGAUCAGCUUCGCCCUCGACGUAUCCACGGCUUAUCUUUAGUGUAUCCACGGCGUAUAUCGACGGCGUUUCCACGGCGUAUAUCCACGGCGUAUAUCCACUGCGUAUAUCCACGGAUUAUCUGUGGUGUAUCCACGGCGUAUAUCCACGGCUUAUCCACGGCGUAUCCUGGCUUUAAAUGAAGUCGUUACCGCGCGGCUACAGCACAUGGCCCCACGUGACGUCUGACUAAUGACUCGAGCACUUUUGAAGAGUCAGAUGAUUAGACCCAGGUGUGGCCACGGCUGUUAGCAGACUGUAGUCUUGUGGUUAAAACGUACUGCCAGAACCCCAAGACUAUGAGACCCAACACUAUCAGACCCCAAUACUAUCAAUCAAACACUAACAGACCCCCAACACUAUCAGACCCCAAGACUAUCAGACCCCAACGUUAUCAGGCCCCAACACUAUCAGACCCCAACAUUAUCAGACCCCAACAUUAUCAGACCACAACACUGUCAGACCCCAACACUAUCAGACCCCAACACUAUCAGACCCCAAAACUAUCAGACUCUAACACUAUCAGACCCAACACUAACAGACCACAACACUAUCAGACCCCAAAACUAUCAGAUCCCAACACUAUAGGACUCCAACACUAUCAGACCCCUACACUAUCAGACCCCAACACUAUCAGACCACACACUAUCAGAUGCUAACACUAUCAGACCCCAAAACUAUCAGGCCCUAAAACCACAAGAACCCAACACUAUCAGACCCUAAGACUAUCAGACCCCAAGACUAUCAGACCCCAAGACUAUCAGACCCCAACAUUAUCAGACCCCAACACUAUCAGACCCCAAGCCUAUCAGACCCCAACACUAUCAGACCCCAAGACUCUGUUUUGUUGCCAGUUUAAACAAAGAAAUCCGUUUCUCUGCUGAAGUAGCGAACACAAUAAUUCGCCCAUCCUUAUCCUCGUUACGUUCAUUGGGUGCAUGGUGAAAGAGAUUCGAUUACGAAAGUUCAAGAUAAAAGUCGGAAGUUUUUUCGGGGGCCGACCAUGAGGUGCGUCACGUGCAGAGGCGUAGCGAGAGGGGGGCAGGUGGGGACAGAUGUUCCCGGGCGCAAGCUAGUUAGGGGCGCCAAAAUGUGCUUUGAUAUUAUAUUAUUGGUCAAAAUAAUGGGUUUGAGAGUUGAAAAAAAGAAAAGAAGGCGCUUUAAAAUGAAUCUUGUCCCCGGGCGCGAAUCUUGUCCCCGGGCGCCAACCACCCUCGCUUCGCCACUGGCCACGUGUCAGAAACAUAAAGUUUAGGGGGUGUCUAAGAAAGUGUGGCACCUUGUGACACGGAUAUAAAGGAGGUGUAAAGAUCGUGUGUGAUGUCAUACAUUUCAUUUUUCUUUUUUUACGUAUACAAAUAAUACCUGAAAUUGUAAGGGAUGUGAAACCAUCUGCUGUGACUGAUGGAGUCUGACAGAAGAUGUCAAUUUUAGAUUAAAUAUGUCACAGUAAGUGUGUGUUUUAAUCUAUAUUUUAAUUUAGAUUUAAUUUUUACCAUUUUUGUUUUUAGUUCGAAAGUGUUACUUACUUAGGCGGGAUGGGGGGGGGGAGGAGGGGGGAGGGGGUUAAAAAAUGUCCAAGAACAGCGUGACGUACCUUAUGUAUGUCGUACCCCCCCCCCCUUUUUUUCAAUGAUCAUUUGCUACUUCGUUGUAUCUAGAAAAAGGGGUGGGGGGUAGAGUGGAAUACAAGAUGAAUAUUUGAUGGCAGCAAGCGGUGUUGAAGAAAGUCAAUAUCCGACUGGAUUAUGAAUGUUAACCAAUUGUUUACCGGUAACUUAUUUUUACUUUUAUAGGUCUUAUAGAGCGCGCUCCCCCAGCCUACGGCUAGGCUCACCGCGUUUCACAUACACAUAUUAGCGCUAAUAAACAGGACAUUAAAACUGAUACAUACCUUUAUUUAUUUAUUUUUUAAGAGCUUAUAAAAAAAUAUGUUCACUCCGUGCCCCCCCCCCCUACCCGAAAUAAACAAAUUAUUUACAUGUCAAGCCAUAGACGGCACCCAGCAGCUUCGUUUAUCGUUCACAGAGGUGUGGGAAUCAGUCGGGAUAGUAUAAUUUAAAUAAAUGUGUCUUGAGUGCAGUUUUGAACACUUGGAUGGUCGGUAUACAGCGGAUGUGUUGUGGGAGAGAAUACCAUUUUUUUUUUUUUCGCAGUAAGAGAAAAAUCGUUCACCGUAUGUUUUAGUGUCUGUUUGGGAACAGAAAGAAUAUUCGUUUCUGCGGAGGAACGAAGCUGUCGAAGGUGUGAAUAGAAAGAAAGAAGUUCAGUACGAUAGGAAGGGCAGGAACCUGAGCAAAAGUUGUGUCGUAGAAAUUGCUCGGCGAAGCAUUCUUCAUAAUAUGGGAAAAGUCGUAACUUUAUUUGAAUCAGGAUCAUUAAAAAAAUAAUAAUAAUAAUUUUGCACAAUGCAUUCCGUUGGUCAAUUGUUUCUAAAUAAAAUGUUUAAUACACAUGUUCGCGCCGUUUAUUUCAUUCUUGGUAGAUCCGAUGUAAGAGCAAGGGUCUUUUUUAUAAAUUAUAUUUUAAAUGAUGUUGACAUUCUGUAAUCUUCUCAGUUGUCUCAUCAUGUUUUAUUUUAUUUUAUUUGGACAAAAUAUCUAUAAUUUCAUGAUGUUUUAAAACGUUUAUUGCAGAAGAUGUUCUUAUGUCUGAUCUCAUUCGUCGCUGUCCUAGCGCCAUCAUUGCACGGGGCUUACAUCGGGGAAGGCUGUGAGUAUGAUGGACGACUUUACAUGUCCGGGACGAAGUUCAAGGCUAAGGCAUGCACCUCGUGCCACUGUCCACGGGGUGGCGGCAUGCCGAACUGCGUCAUAGAGGAGUGCGCCCCAGAUCCUCACUGCAUCAAGUUCGACAACCAAAGUGGAGAGUGCUGUCCCGUUUGCCAGGAACGUGGCUGUCGUCAUUCGGGUAGAUAACAUGUCAUGUCAUCAGUGGGCUACCAGAGUUCUGGCCCUUGUUCAAUCUUUGUGGCAUACGCAUAAUCAUUUAAUAUGGAUAUUUAGAAGGUCUAUUCAGUUGAAGUGUUAUAAUAGUUAUUUUUUCAUUAAUUGCUGAAAUUUCCUCUGACUAUGAUAUGACUACUUUGAGUAUGAGUACUAUGACUAUUUACUAUAUAGGCAAAGCCUUAAAUUUAAUAUAAUAUAUCAAUAUAUAGGUUGCGCCCAUGACUAUGAUUAAACUUACCAUUCAUUUAAAUUCUCAGGGCAGUCAGGGGCCGUCUUCUAAGUAAUCCUAAGCAGCCAGGCUUCUGCUAGUGACAUUUAAAUUAUGUCAAGUUUUUGAGUAUCAGAAAUGGCAUUUAUCGUUUGAAAGUGUGAAACACUUGACCAGGGCGUGUUGUCAAAUAUUUUAAUCCUAGCGCAAUUUACUUGAUUGUCUGCACUUUUAAUAAAUCAGCUGUAAUUUCACUUGGAAAAAAAAAGUAAUGUUGUGAUUGGUUAUCGCAUCAAACAAAUUAGAAUUUGAUCAAAUUUUGAAAAAAAUAUCCACAAAAAGGAAACGGCCAACAAAAUAAUGCUUUCAUACAAAAAUUUGACGCAAAUUUGAAGCAUAUUUGACAAGAAUUUGAUGGUGUGAACUGAGCAUUAACCCUCAGUUAAGCGGUUAUGUUGCGUGGGUCUCAGAUAUUUACGUGUCCUUUAGUUGUGAUGUCGAAAGAAAAUUAAACGAUCAACUUCGAAUGCAAAGAAAGACAAGCGAAAAGUGGCAUGUGGGCCUCCAAACGUCACGUGACCGCUCUGCUCUUAAAGAUAGGCUGAGGCCUUAACUUUCAUAACAUAGCUAUUUAUUUAUUUUUAAAAAAUAAUGUUUGACUAUUUAUCUGGGUUUUUUUUUUUCAAAUCCUGCAUCUCGAUUUCGAACCGAUUUCUGAUGUCCAGUGGAGUUUAAAAUAGUUUAUACUUACCCAUCCCGGAUUACAAUAGAACUCUUCAUGAUCAGUAGGUCACCAGUGCACUCUACUAGCCCCUGAGUGACCUCUGUGUUUCAAAAUCAUGCACCUCGACUCAUUCCCUUAUCUACAAAUGAGAUGACACUUUGCACUUUUACACUUGGACGAAAAAGUAUAAAAUAAAAAUUAUAGAAAAUACUUGUUUUGAACACGCUUUUUCCCCAAAUGUAAUAACUUUUUAGUUAUAUGACUGCAACAACUCUUAAAUUCUUAGCGGCUUUUUUUUUUUUUUUUUACUCUCUAGUAGGCCUACAUAUUUUGGAAACAGUUAUUUUAAUUUAAAUUUUUUAUUUCCAAAGAUGGCAAGUUAUUUAUACUUGUUUUGAACACGCUUUUUCCCCAAAUGUAAUAACUUUUUAGUUAUAUGACUGCAACAACUCUUAAAUUCUUAGCGGCUUUUUUUUUUUUUUACUCUCUAGUAGGCCUACAUAUUUUGGAAACAGUUAUUUUAAUUUAAAUUUUGUAUUUCCAAAGAUGGCCAGUUAUUUCAGCAAGGGGAAGUCAUUCGCAACGAGGCAUGCGUGAGGUGUUACUGCCCCUUAGGAGGAGGAGAUCCAAUCUGUGAUGUGACGUCAUGUCCAUUGUCUCAGUGCGUGGAUCCUGUCAAGGUUCCUGGGGUCUGUUGCCCCAUAUGCCCAAAAGGUACAGAUUUUUUUUUAUUAUUUUCUUUCAUGCAGGCAUGUCCAUGUUAUCCAGUAAAUAUCUUCAUCGCUCAUGAUAUUGUUAUAUCCAUCCCAGUUCUAUAAAUAUAUCAAAUCUAAGCAUUUCUGUAGCUAAUGAGCCUAAUAUAGAAACUUUAUUGCAAUUAUAAAUAACAUGUUAAAAAUGUGUUCUUCUCUGUAGGUCCCAACUGUCAGAUCGGCCUUCUAACUCUCCCGAUUGGUCAGAGCGUCAUGAUAGAGGGCGCCACGUGCACGUGUGAAAGUUUUCUGGAUGUUGACGGCAUCAAGCGAACACUGGCCCGAUGCAACAAAAACUGAGCUCCCUUGAACAAGAUAUUUUUUUUUAAAGACAUCGUGAAGUAAAAAUAACAAAGUGUAGGGUCAAAGGUCAUCGUUCAGUUUUUCUCUCUCAUGUUAUUGUUUGACCUAGGAAUAGCCUCCACCCCAAAAUUGAUAUUAUAAUCCUGAUAUAACAUUUGGGCUCAUCUAAAGUGUGUAAGAAAUGUAUAUUUGUCAUGAGCUCAGAAUGGAAAAUUGUUAUCAUUAUUAUUUUAUUACUUGACUUGGCUAGAAUAGAUGUAUUUCUUAUUUCCCUCCACUUCUAAAGUCCACUACCCUCACCCGGGGAGGGGGGGGGGGCAGGAUAUUCACUGAGUUAUGGUGAUUAACAACCACUUCUACCUCUAGGGCCAAACCGGCAUAACUAUUUUUAACUCAAAAAGCUUUCAAAAAUAAAACAGUUCUUGAAUGUAAGCUUAGAAAGUUUGCCCAACAGAGUGGGGUCGUUAACUUGCGUUAAAGUAAUCAAAAUAUCAAGUGAAU
Molecule: messenger RNA, 12854 nt
Organism: Lymnaea stagnalis (great pond snail)
Lineage: Eukaryota; Metazoa; Mollusca; Gastropoda; Lymnaeidae
Source: the annotation of a GenBank genome assembly